CUUUACUUCGAUAACUCACUCUUCUUUUUCCCAAUUUCUCAAAAAAAACCCAAAGCUUUAGGGUUUCUUCUUCUCAUCCAUCUCCAACCCCCUGACUUUGCCUCUCUGCGAUUUGGAAUGGUGCGGGGGAAGCUGAUCUUGAUUUGCCAGCAUGGCGGUGAAUUUGUGCCGAAGGAUGAUGGAUCCUUGUCAUAUUCUGGAGGAGAGGCACAUGCCUUAGAUAUCAGUCCUGAGACAGCAUUCGACGAUCUCAAGUACAAAUUAGCCGAAAAAAGUAACUUGGAAUAUAAAUCUUUGACUAUGAAGUAUUUUCUCCCUGGAAACAGGAGAACUCUAAUUACUUUGUCCAAUGACAAAGACCUUAAAAGGAUGUAUGACUUUCAUGAGGACUCGGUGACUGCAGAUAUUUUUCUUACAGGGACAAAAAGCUUUGUUCCUGCAAAUCUUGGCACGCAAGCUAAGAGGAAAAUUGGUGCAAAAAAAGGUGCCACCUCUGCUGCGGGUCCUGCUACUUCCAAAGUCGCUCGCUCUGCUGUUGGCCUGAAGGAUGUUACUGUUGGUAUAGCAACCCCCUCUGAUUCUGUUGCAGGUGUCAAUGCAACACUUCGAAGCCCCACUAAAGCAGCUAAACGUACUGCUGGCCGUAACAUUGUUGAUGGUCUUUUUGAGGUCAGUGUUGCUGAUGCAACUGACUGUAGCACAGAUACAAUUGAUAUGAGCGCUUCUCCUGCUGAUACCGUCAAGAAACGUAGGCGCAUUGCCUCCUGGAGAAGUGGUGCAAAUGGUCUUAACAUUGUGAGUGUUGACGACAGUCCUGACGAGACCAGAAAAUCCACAUCCAGGAAAAAGGUUGCCAGGAGAUGCAAUACUGUUGCAGUAGUUGAUAACAUGAGCCUGACUCUUGCUCCUCCCAAUGAUGCUUCACCGGAUGAACUGGUUGAAUUUUGGAAAAAUGGUAUUACUGGUGAAGGCCAGGACUUUGGAAGUGUGGCAGAAUUCCGUGAUGCUCUACAGAAAUAUGCCAUUGCACAUCGCUUUGGUUAUAGAUUAAGAAAGAAUGACACUAAUCGUGCUUAUGCUGUAUGUGCAGUAGAAGGCUGUCCAUGGAAGCUUCAUGCAUCUUGGGUCCCAUCCGACGGUGUGUUUAGGGUUAAAAGGAUGGACGAAGCACAUACUUGUGAUGGUGAAAAAUCUCGAAAGACUGGUACUCCAGCUAAAAAAAUUGGUUGGUGAAUAUUAUUAAGGAUAGGUUAAGAGAUAGCCCGC
Hibiscus syriacus is the source of this 1266-nucleotide messenger RNA. RefSeq lists its product as uncharacterized. NCBI's taxonomy places the organism in Eukaryota, Viridiplantae, Streptophyta, Magnoliopsida, Malvales, Malvaceae. Gene Ontology annotation, molecular function: protein binding. The record is from RefSeq and is a predicted model, not a curated record. The coding region runs from base 118 to 1233 and encodes 371 amino acids. The transcript has 3 exons.